Messenger RNA from Raphanus sativus (radish), 1415 nucleotides. Its product is annotated as TITAN-like protein. The record is from RefSeq and is a predicted model, not a curated record. The transcript has 5 exons. The coding region runs from base 46 to 1206 and encodes 386 amino acids. Lineage: Eukaryota; Viridiplantae; Streptophyta; Magnoliopsida; Brassicales; Brassicaceae.
AAUAAUAUUUUUUUUUUCCUGCUUCUGUGUUAAACGAAGAAUCCAAUGGAAGAGAAGAAGAAGAAGAAGAACGAAUUCGAGUUCUGCAAAGUGUGCCGAUUCCAUCACGACCAUGGCCCGCGUCACAAGUACUUCCCCCGCCACAAAGAACUCCUCUCCGCUUUCCUCAAUCGAUUCCGGUCCAAAAUAGCCGACGUCAGAUUCUUCCUCAAAAACCCUAGCUUUCUACGGCCGCAAGAGGAGUCUCAGAACCGUGUUUGGUGUGUCUUCUGCGAUGAGGACAUCGUCGAGCUCGGCAGCUCCUUCGCAUGUUCUAAGGCAAUAAAUCACUUCGCAAGCUCCGAACAUCAUAAGAACGUCAAACAGUUUCUCUGGAAACAUGGCCCAUCGAUGGAUUGCGUUGACGAUUUCAAAAUUUCAGAUGCUGAUUUAGCUAAAUGGGUGAGAAAAUGCACGGCGUUGGGAAACAGAGACGCAUCUUCUUGUAAAGGACAGCUUUCAGGGACAUCUAGUGAUAUCCUCAAUAAUCUUGAGUUCGAAAGAACUGAACAAGUUCAAACAAACUAUAUUAAUCCAAAUGAUUUAAAUGAUGUUAAGCCUUUACUGUAUAAUAAUACGAAUGAGUAUCAGAUAUCACAUUCAGGAGUUACACAUUAUGGUUCACAUCUGAACGUGGAUGCUUCUCAUCUCCCUCCAGGUGUGAUUGGAAUGACUAGUAGUUCUUCCUCACAUUCCAGCGAUUCUAUCGGGAACGUUCACUCUGGAGCUCCUCCUCCGUGGCUUAAUCCAAAUGCUGGGAGUUCCUACAGUGGUCAACUAAACCAAACAGACAUGACCGGAGUUCAGGAAAAUAUGCCUGCAAAGACUAGCAAGCUGAACCCUCAUAGGGUUGGCGCUGCGUGGGCUGAAAGGAGAAAGAUUGAGAUGGAGAUGGAGAAGAGAGGACUAGCAUCGAGUAGCAGCAACACUGAUGCAGACUGGCUUCCCAACUUUGGUCGAGUCUGGCAAUCAGGCACUCGUAAAGAUUCCAGAAAAGAAUUUGAGAAGGAAAAACGCAAGUUAGUUGUCAAAACCGUUAGCAGGUCUACGGAAUCAGAAGAACGGAAGUUAGUCAAAACAGAAAGCGUCUCCAUGGAAUCAGAAGAACCAGUCCAAAUACAACCAUACGUUAGCAAACGGGCGCGAAGAGAGAAGAGUGGUGAGUGAUGGUUGCGGCUGACAUUCAAAAUGGAAACGAGUACGGAUCAUUCAUGUUGAAAUUUUAUAACCAUAUUUUCAUGUCGAGCUUUGAAAGAAUUCUAGAGGCAUGUGAUCCUGGAUACUCCUUUGAAUUAGUGUAAGAAAAUAGAUUCAGUUUUUGUUUUGUGUGCUGGAAUCUUAUGCAGUAAUAAUAAUAUUAUCAUAUAGAACGCCUU